AAGCAGCUCUGACGGAUGUAUGAAGCGUCAGGAGGAAACUGCAGAGAUAGACACCGCUUUCCUCACUUUCCUGUUGACAGUUCCAGAGGCUGUCUGCAGCUGCGGGUGAGGGGCCACGGACACCAGCAGGGGCCGCCGCCGUUCUUACCACGAGCCGGGAAGAACUGUGCGAUGAACGGUGACGCCCGGGCUGCAGUGGUGACCUCACCACCCCCGACCACAGCCCCGCACAAAGAGCGGUAUUUCGACAGAGUGGAUGAGAACAAUCCAGAGUACUUGCGAGAGAGGAACAUGGCCCCGGACCUUCGCCAGGACUUCAACAUGAUGGAGCAGAAAAAGAGGGUGUCCAUGAUUCUACAGAGUCCCGCUUUCUGUGAAGAAUUGGAGUCAAUGAUACAGGAACAGUUCAAGAAGGGGAAGAAUCCCACAGGCCUGUUGGCAUUGCAGCAGAUUGCAGACUUCAUGACCACAAACGUACCCAACGUCUACCCGGCGGCUCCACAGGGAGGGAUGGCGGCCUUGAACAUGAGUCUUGGUAUGGUGACUCCUGUGAAUGACCUUAGAGGGUCUGAUUCUAUUGCCUAUGACAAAGGGGAGAAGUUGCUGCGGUGUAAACUGGCAGCGUUUUAUAGACUAGCGGAUCUCUUUGGAUGGUCUCAGCUCAUCUACAAUCAUAUUACAACCAGAGUGAGCUCUGAGCAGGAGCAUUUCCUCAUUGUACCUUUUGGACUUCUCUACAGUGAAGUGACUGCCUCCAGUUUGGUUAAAGUCAAUCUACAAGGAGACGUCGUAGACCGCGGGAGCACUAAUCUAGGCGUGAACCAGGCUGGCUUCACGUUGCACUCUGCCAUUUACGCGGCACGCCCGGACGUGCGGUGUGUCGUGCACAUUCACACGCCAGCCGGUGCUGCGGUCUCUGCGAUGAAAUGUGGACUCUUGCCCAUCUCUCCGGAGGCACUUUCCCUUGGAGAAGUGGCAUAUCACGAUUAUCAUGGGAUUCUGGUCGAUGAGGAAGAAAAAAUUUUAAUUCAGAAAAAUUUGGGGCCUAAAAGCAAGGUUCUUAUUCUCCGGAAUCACGGUCUUGUGUCUGUUGGAGAGAGCGUUGAGGAGGCCUUCUAUUUCAUCCACAACCUUGUGGUUGCGUGUGAGAUCCAGGUUCGAACUCUGGCGAGUGCGGGAGGGCCGGACAAUGUAGUCCUCCUGGACCCCGGGAAGUACAGAGCCAAGUCCCGGGCCCCGGGGUCCCCGGCGGGGGAAGGCAGCGGGUCACCGCCGAAGUGGCAGAUUGGAGAGCAGGAGUUUGAAGCCCUCAUGCGGAUGCUGGACAAUCUGGGUUAUAGAACUGGCUACCCUUACCGAUACCCUGCUCUGAGAGAGAAAUCUAAAAAAUACAGCGAUGUGGAGGUUCCUGCCAGUGUCACAGGUUACUCCUUUGCUAGUGACGGUGAUUCGGGCACUUGCUCCCCUCUCAGACACAGUUUUCAGAAGCAACAGCGAGAGAAGACAAGGUGGCUGAACUCUGGCCGGGGCGACGAUGCUUCUGAGGAAGGGCAGAGCGGAAGCAGUCCCAAGGCGAAGACUAAGUGGACUAAAGAGGAUGGACACAGAACUUCCACCUCUGCUGUCCCUAACCUGUUUGUUCCAUUGAACACUAACCCAAAGGAGGUCCAGGAGAUGAGGAACAAGAUCCGAGAGCAGAACUUGCAGGACAUUAAGACGGCUGGACCCCAGUCCCAGGUGUUGUCUGCUGUGGGGAUGGACAGGAGCCUUGUCCAGGACGCACCCCUCUCUGACUGUACGGAAAGAAUCGAAGGGCUCGAGCGCACAGAGCAGACCUUUAGUCCCGCUAAGUCUCUCUCUUUUAGAAAGGGUGAGCUAGUGACGGCCUCCAAGGCCAUCAUUGAGAAGGAAUACCAGCCGCAUGUCAUCGUGAGCACCACCGGCCCCAACCCCUUCAACACGCUCACCGACCGAGAGCUGGAGGAGUACCGCAGGGAGGUGGAGCGCAAGCAGAAGGGCCCCGAAGAGGAUCUGGACCAGACGAGAGAAGAGAAAGAGAAGAGCCCUCCGGAGCCGCACACGCCCCCCAGCACCCCUGUCAAGCGGGAGGAAGACCUGCCGCGGGAGCCACCGUCCGGAGACGACAGUGAUGCCGCCACCUUCAAGCCGACUCUGCCCGACCUGUCCCCUGAUGAGCCUUCAGAAGCACUCGGUUUCCCGACGUUGGAGAAGGAGGAGGAGGAGGAGGAGGAGGGGCUGGCUGAAGCCAGGGCCCCUCCAAGCCCCGCCGGGUCCCCCUCCAGGUCCCCCCUGGCGGCCAGCCCCGAGCCAGCCCCAGCCCAGGUGGCUGAGGAGGCUGCCUCCCCAGCAGCCGAGGACCCUGGCAGUGAUGGGUCUCCGGGCAAGUCCCCAUCCAAAAAGAAGAAGAAAUUCCGCACCCCUUCCUUCCUGAAGAAGAGCAAGAAGAGAAGCGACUCCUGAAGGCCCUCCCUGCACGCCCCGGCGCCGCCACACUGUCCCCGACCACGCCACGUGCCCUGGCGCCCUGUGUAAUGGGCGCAGAGGCCCAUCCCUUGUGUAGCUAGCACCUCCCUCGGUGUGACCGACCCCUACGUAGACCGGUGCUAACCUCGUGUGCGUGCAGCGGCCUGACCCGCAGCCUCGGGUUCUGGGGAAGACGUGGCCUCCGUGUCCACCUCCGAGCCAGCCCUGACCUGCAGGGGUCAGCACCUCGGCCCCUCUUGUACUCCUCAAGGACACUGUCCCCCGGGAGCCGAGUCAGGGUCCCAGCUGGACAGGGGCAGACCUGGCUGCUCUGGCCUUGACCACCCCUGCUCUCCUUCUCUUGGGAAGUAACCCGCGCCCCAUCUCUGCUAGGCUCCCCUUCACCCCCAGGUCUCAGGUGACUGAAUCAGACCUGUAGCUUCGUGCUGGCGCUGCCUGCUCCGUGAUCCCUGUUCAGAUACACAGCCUCGGUCCUGUGAAAGCGCCCCGACAGCCCAGGCCCCCAGGAUGGCCUUGGAGAGGGUCAGGGCUGAGCCGGCGCCCCAGUAGCUCAUGGCGCAGCUGGUGCUGGUCCCCGGUCCCCUCGGCCAGAACCAGACCUGGGGUUGCGCUCACCCCCUGGAGCCUCCUGACCUGUCGUAGGGACAGCGCCUCCGAGGGGUGGUCCUGUGGACCUCGUCAGCGGACCUGCAGCUCCCACAGCCCCGACGGCAUGCACGGGCAGCACUCUGCUUCUGCUCUCUGUCCUGGGGAGGGCCUGGCACUGAGGCGGGUCUGCACCUGAGCUCAGCUUGGCUUGGGACGCUCCUUCCCUUGGUUAGAGGGCAGCUCAGGGUGAGGGUCGGCCCCAGAGGUCCACUGACGUCCUGUGGUCACCACAAGGCCCCUCCCGCCCUCCAGUGCCACAUCCGUAGAGCAGAGUGGGGGGCUGCUUGGCUGGAACUUGGGGUGGCCGGGGUCUCCUCGACAGUCGGCCGUCCCAGGAGCUCCAGUGCCAGCCUGUCCCAGCAGGCCCCUGGGGUGGAGGGGACCCGAGGCCGGCUGCAUGGCGCUGACCUCGGCUUCGAGCUUCCUGGCGAGCUGCUCUGUGUUGUCUUGUCCUGGUGGUGGUCAAGCUCCCCAGCCUCACCCUGCACUCAGUUAACCACAGGCUCCUCCUGCCCUCCCUUCCUCUCACCCCACAUAUGCAAUGACUUUAAUUUCAUUUUUGUAGUUUAUUUUAACUCUUUGUAUCUCAACAUGAAGUUUAGUUGCAUAUACAGACACAGGCUUGGGAGGACAGGUCCUAUGGCCUUUCUUCAUUGUAACAUGUUUUACUCACAAAUAAAAUUCUUUACGCAGUUUC
This is a messenger RNA of Budorcas taxicolor (takin), 3850 nucleotides long. RefSeq names its product adducin 1 (gene ADD1). Bases 16 to 2481 code for a protein of 821 amino acids. Gene Ontology annotation, molecular function: actin filament binding. Gene Ontology annotation, cellular component: postsynaptic density; plasma membrane; cytoskeleton. The record is from RefSeq and is a predicted model, not a curated record. Gene Ontology annotation, biological process: positive regulation of adherens junction organization; barbed-end actin filament capping; positive regulation of establishment of endothelial barrier. NCBI's taxonomy places the organism in Eukaryota, Metazoa, Chordata, Mammalia, Artiodactyla, Bovidae. The transcript has 16 exons.